Molecule: messenger RNA, 2355 nt
Organism: Rhopalosiphum maidis (corn leaf aphid)
Lineage: Eukaryota; Metazoa; Arthropoda; Insecta; Hemiptera; Aphididae
Product: piwi-like protein Siwi
Exons: 15
Coding region: 51-2339 (762 amino acids)
Biological process (GO): regulatory ncRNA-mediated gene silencing
Cellular component (GO): P granule
Molecular function (GO): protein binding; piRNA binding
Source: RefSeq, a predicted model, not a curated record
AAUAUCAACUAUCUUCUGCUGCUGCUUAUGUAUCUGAAGAGAUACGUCGUAUGCGUUCUGCGGGAACUAUUGGAACACCAGUAGAGUUAGUAGUAAAUUGUAUCAAAUUAUUUUUCAAUCCAGAUUGGAAGUUGCAAAAAUACAGAGUACAUUUCAAUCCAAAUAUCCAGACAAAUAUUCAAAACGAAAUAUUAAAUAAACAUAAAUCCAUCUUGAGAGAAUUUGUUUUUUAUGGAUAUCAUUUGUACACCUCUGUAAAAUAUGUACUAGAAAAAUUUAUUCUGUAUGAUUACGGUGGUCCUGAUGGUUCAUUAGUAAUGAUCACUAUAAAUCAUAUUGGUGAAAUUCAAGAAAGUGAUUUGAUAAGAGUACCAAUUUUAAUGAAAUUUUUACUUAAUUGUUUUUGUCAUUCAAAUUAUACGAGAGUUGAAUCCAGAUACUAUAAUCCAGAAGCUAUAGUAACUAAUACAAGACUUGGGAUAAAAUAUUUGCCUGGUUACGAAUUUGGACUUAGCGAAGUUGAAGGUCAACUUCUAUUACGUAUCGGACUAACAAAUAAGAUUGAGACUACAGAAACUGUUUUAGAUUUCUUACGAGUGAGUUGUGGAAAUAGCAGAAAUAGAGUCCCUAGUUUAAUAAACAAUUUUAAAGCUAGUAUAAUUGGUACUGUAGUUCUGACAUCACAUAAUAAUAAACUGUACAAAAUCCGUGGUGUCAAUGAGAAUUUAAAUAUUUAUUCUACAUUUAUUACUGAAGAUGGAUCAAAGAUAUCAUACAUGGAUUAUUAUAAACAAAAAUGGAACAUAACUAUCAUAGAUGCCAAACAACCAAUGUUAAAAACUACAAAACAUGAUGAAAAUGGUUCACUAAAAACAGUAUACCUUGUUCCAGAGUUAUGUAUUCUAACUAAACUUACUAAGAUUAUAGGAAAUAAGACACUCGUUAAAGAAUUGAAUCAGUAUACAAAUUAUGGACCAAGUAAAACAAUGAUCAAGUAUAAACAAUUUUUUAGUAAAUUGCAUUCUAAAACAAAGUUCAUAGAUACAUUAAAAACAUGGAACUUACAUUUGGGCGAACACUUUAUCAAAAUCUCUGGACGUGUACUCCCUUCUUUCUUUUUGAAAAGUCUUGCAGAAAUGUACCCUAUUGGACCCCUAGGAAAUUGGACUAAAGAAAUACAGUUCUUAGGAAUGAUAGUUAUUCCAAAAGUUGAAAGCUGGGUUAUUUUAACUCCCAGUAAAUAUUUUUUAAAAGUAAAAAAAUUUAUUGGGCUUCUAAGAUUGGCAGCGGAUAUGAUACUAAUUCAUCUACCAAUACCAGAAAUAAUACAAAUGAAUGACGCAUGCCAAAGAACAUACAUGAAUCAUUUGGAUGACAUUAUAAAGAAUAAUGUACAUACACUUAUUUUAUGUGUUGUCAAGUCACUGCAUAGUGAUCUUAGCAAUAAAAUAAAUAGAAAGUUGUGUAUCGGAGCAGCAGUACCAUCACAAUUAAUAUCUUUGAAACAAGUUAUAACCAACGACAAUUCAAAGUGUUUCAAAACCGCCAUACGAAUAAAUUGUAAGCUGGGUGGAGUACCCUGGUUGCUGCAAUUCCCUAAGCAGAACUUUAUGGCAGUUGGUUUGGAUAUCUACCAAGAUUUACAUGAUAAACAUAAAUAUUAUUGUGCAGUAAUGGCUUCAAUGGAUGAUUCUUAUACGAGAUACUUCAGUUUUCUGGAAUUACUACAUAAAAUCUAUAUUUCAGAAUUUUUUGUAACAACUAUUGCUAAAGCUAUAUACAAGUUCAAAGACAAAAAUGGAACAUUUCCUACAGGGAUAAUUAUAUAUAGAGAUGGUUUAGAAUUUGAUACAAUAAAUAAUAUGAAUUCUAUUUGUGUUUCUGAGAUUAUAUCAUUAAUGAAACAACGUGAUGAGUUCUUUGGUGGAGGAGUAAAUUAUAUUAUUCCCUUUGUAUAUAUUACAAUACAAAAAAAUUAUAUAACUAAAUUGUUCAGUCAAUAUGGUCCUACAAAUUAUCGAAAUCCUCCAAUUGGGACAAUUGUUGAUACUAGCAUCACUGACGAGAUUAUGUAUGACUUCCUCUUAAUUUCACAUACAACAAAAUCUGGGAUAGUACAACCAACUUACUAUCGUAUAGUUUAUAAUUGUUUUCCUCAUCUAACAAUCGAUGAAAUACAAAUGUUUACUUUCAUGUUAACUCAUAUGUACUUCAAUUGUUCUCAUACCAUACGAGUACCUGCUCCAUGUCGAAUGGCGUACAAGUUGGCAUAUUUUAGUGCAAAUACACUCAAGAGUACUCAAAACAUAUUGUUACAUGGAUUCCCAUUCUUUUUUUAAAUAGUUUUAAUUUUUG